Molecule: messenger RNA, 1143 nt
Organism: Clonostachys byssicola
Lineage: Eukaryota; Fungi; Ascomycota; Sordariomycetes; Hypocreales; Bionectriaceae
Source: the annotation of a GenBank genome assembly
AUGGCAGGAUAUAUUAUGGGCGUCCUGGAACGUCAUCUACCACGGCAUAUCUUCAACAUUAUAGCAUGCGUCUAUUACUAUGUUCUCCAUCCUCUCAACCCAGUUCCAUAUUAUCGCACCUUCAGACGCAAUAUGGAUGCGAGGCAAAGAGACUACAAAAUCAAGCAAAUGCGACAACAGCUAGCAGUAGCCACAGAAACGACAUCUGGUAGCGGCACCGGGCCACUUUUCACUCAUAUACCAGCCGAAAUCAGACGUCAGAUUCUCAUUCACGCAUUUGGAGGGCGAAUAAUCCAUCUUGAUCUUGAUUUUGAGCACCGACAGUCAGGGAUUGGUGAACUGAAGUGGUCCAGUUGCGUUUGCCACAGCAGCAAGCCAGGUCUACCUCACAAACUGCGGUAUGAGGACGACUUCCUUAAGCCACAACAUAGAAUUCGCAUCGCUGAGAAAAGGAACCCGCUCGACUGCCCUGGCAUUCUCGAUAAAUCGCUCUCUCAGCCUUGCCCCAGCUCCUAUGAAUGUAAGGUCGGAGCUUCAGGUUGGCUGCUCUCUUGUCGCCAAGCAUAUGCUGAGGGUAUUGAGGUUCUUUAUCACACCAACACGAUUCAUAUAGACUCUGAAAUACUAUCAGGAGGUAUUCAAGACAUCCUACCACCAGAAAAACUGAACUUGAUUACAUCUCUUGAAAUGACCAUGAACUCGCACGACGCUGAUAUGGAUUCUUUUACGAGAGUUUGUCGAGAUGCCACUCGCACUUCACCGUCCAUUGCAUUUCCUUCACUUCUUCGGCUACAUAUCAUGAAUCCUAGCAGUGCACAUGGUGCAUAUUUCAUAGUUCCGUAUUGUGUUGACCGUCUCUUGAAGCGCGCGGUGCUUCCUACAACGGUGGUCACCGUCUCAGCUAAUUCUUGGCGCAAUUUCUCCAAGUUUGAUCUUCAUUUACUGGAGUGUCAGGGACAAGAGAAAACACAAAUGAAAUGGGCGGAUAUCGGUGGAUUAGUGUGCUGGAGAGAAAUACCAGUGGAUCAGAAAGUUGCUACUGAGGACGCACCAGCGAGACGCGGUUAUUGGUGGCAUGUUCCUGAAGACCUCAUGGAUUUUUCCGAUCUUGAUCAUAUCGAAUUAUAUACCAGAACGGCAUAA